Populus trichocarpa (black cottonwood) is the source of this 3163-nucleotide messenger RNA. RefSeq names its product phospholipase D delta. The coding region runs from base 307 to 2910 and encodes 867 amino acids. Gene Ontology annotation, biological process: phosphatidylcholine metabolic process; phospholipid catabolic process. Gene Ontology annotation, molecular function: calcium ion binding; D-type glycerophospholipase activity. Lineage: Eukaryota; Viridiplantae; Streptophyta; Magnoliopsida; Malpighiales; Salicaceae. The transcript is spliced from 10 exons. Gene Ontology annotation, cellular component: plasma membrane. The record is from RefSeq and is a predicted model, not a curated record.
CCAGGCCAGUCCUAAAAUUAAAUUAUUACAAGUAGAAAGUUUAACGCUAAACCUUUUCAGUUCUCAACCCAAAAAAAGCCAGGCAUUAAAAUUAAAAUUAAUUACUAAAAAGACACCCAAACAGUCACGAGGUGUCACCUCUCAUGUUACAAGCUAGCUUAGACUUCUUGUUGUCUCCUCCCUCAAAAUUUCCUUCCUUUCUCUCCUCCUUCUUCGCCCUUCUCUUACUAUAAAAGCAUAAAAUCCUCCAUGUUCAGUUCUACCCUUUUUCACAAUCUCUGAAAAACCCCAUCAAAAUAAUAAUUAAUGGCUGAAAACUCCAGUCACAAGCAGCACAUCUACCUUCACGGUGACCUGGACUUGUUCAUAGUACAAGCCAGAUCUUUACCAAACAUGGAUGUUAUCUCCAAAAACAUCCGCCAAUGCUUCGGUGUUUGCACUCCUUCUUCCACCACCGUCACCACCACCACCACCACCACCAAAUCCAUCGGCCACCCGCACCACCACCCCAGUGAUGCCGCCAAGAAAAUCCGCAACCACCGUCACAUAAUCACAAGUGAUGCAUACGUGACAGUGACAGUGCCUCAGGUGACACUCGCCCGCACGCGCGUGUUGAAGAAUGCAACAAGCCCCAUUUGGGAGCAAAGGUUCAAUAUCCCAUUAGCUCAUCCUGUUAAAGAUAUUGAAUUUCACGUCAAAGACAAUGAUUUGUUCGGUGCAGAGUUGAUAGGGACUGCGAAUAUACCUGCAUCAACUGUGGCGUUGGGGGAGGAUAUUAAGGGAUGGUUUCCUAUAAUUGCUCCAUCAGGGAAACCACCAAAGCCUGACACAGCUCUUUAUUUGGAAAUGAAAUUCACACCUUUUGAGAAAAACCCUUUAUACCGGAAUGGAUUUGGAGGCGAUCCUGAAGUAAAAGGGGUGAGACAUACUUAUUUUCCGGUCCGAAAAGGUUGUCAUGUGACACUGUAUCAAGAUGCUCAUGGAAAGGAUCAUGACUUGCCUGAGAUUGAGAUUGAUGGUGGGAAGGUUUAUAAGCAAGAGAAUUGUUGGGAGGAUAUUUGUUAUGCAAUAUCCGAAGCUCAUCAUAUGAUUUAUAUUGUUGGUUGGUCUGUUUUUUGUAAGAUUAAGUUGGUUAGAGAGCCAACCAGGCCAUUGCCAAGAGGUGGGGAUUUGACACUUGGGGAGUUGUUGAGGUAUAAGAGUGAGGAAGGUGUGAGGGUUUUGUUGUUGGUUUGGGAUGAUAGGACUUCUCAUGAUAAAUUUGGGAUUGAAACUGCAGGAGUUAUGGCAACACAUGAUGAAGAAACCAGGAGGUUUUUCAAGCAUUCAUCUGUCACUUGUGUGUUGGCACCUCGAUAUGCCAGCAGUAAGCUCAGUUUUCUCAAACAACAGACUGUUGGAACAAUCUUUACGCACCAUCAGAAAUGCGUUCUUGUGGACACACAAGCAUAUGGUAAUAACAGGAAGAUAACUGCAUUUAUAGGAGGCAUUGAUCUCUGUGAUGGACGGUACGAUACCCCAGAGCAUCGAUUGUUUCAUGAUCUCAACACUGUCUUCAAGGAUGAUUUCCACAAUCCAACAUUUUCUGCUGGAACCAAGGCCCCAAGGCAACCCUGGCAUGACUUGCAUUGUAAAAUUGAUGGGCCUGCUGCAUAUGAUGUUCUCAUAAACUUUGAGCAGCGUUGGAGGAAGGCAACAAAGUGGACAGAAUUGGGACUACAUUUCAAAAGAACAUCUCAUUGGAGUGAUGAUUCAUUAAUAAAGAUAGAAAGGAUUUCUUGGAUUCUAAGUCCUCCCCUUUCUAAAACAAAGGCUGGAACCACUAUAGUUCCAGGGGACGAUCCCACGGCUUUUGUUUCCAGCGAAGAAGACCCUGAGCACUGGCAUGUCCAGAUUUUUAGGUCCAUUGACUCAGGAUCAUUGAAAGGAUUUCCCAAAACUAUUGAUGAGUGUCAGGCUAAGAACCUAGUUGUUGCAAAGGAUCUGGUUGUAGAUAAAAGCAUUCAAACAGCAUACAUACAAGCCAUCAGAUCUGCUCAGCAUUUCAUAUAUAUUGAGAAUCAGUAUUUUCUUGGAUCUUCAUAUGCGUGGCCAUCAUAUAACGAUGCAGGAGCUGAUAAUCUAAUUCCAAUGGAGUUGGCGUUAAAGAUUGCUAGUAAAAUUAGAGCCAAGGAGAGAUUCGCAGUAUAUGUUGUUAUACCAUUGUGGCCGGAGGGUGAUCCCAAGACUAACACCGUGCAAGAAAUUCUCUUUUGGCAGAGCCAGACAAUGCAAGCAAUGUAUGAAAAAAUUGCGCAGGAACUUAAAUCAAUGGAUCUUGUAGAUUCACAUCCUCAAGACUACCUCAAUUUCUAUUGCAUUGGUAAACGGGAAGAAAUUCCCCAAGAAUUGUCAAGUGAUAAUGGUGGAUUGAUCUCCGAGGCUUUUAAAUUUCAGCGGUUCAUGAUUUAUGUCCAUGCAAAGGGAAUGAUAGUGGAUGAUGAGUAUGUGAUAGUGGGAUCUGCAAAUAUUAACCAGAGAUCCAUGGCUGGAUCUAAAGACACUGAGAUAGCUAUGGGUUCAUAUCAACCCCAUCAUACAUGGGUUACAAAGAAGAAACAUCCACGUGGACAGGUUUAUGGAUAUAGAAUGUCACUAUGGCGGGAGCAUCUUGGUGAGGUAGAUGAACUGUUCAUGGAACCUGAUAAUUUGCUUUGUGUGAAGAGAGUAAAUCACACUGCUGAGGAAAACUGGAAGAAAUUCACAGAUCCGAACUUCAAACUGUUGAAAGGACAUCUUCUCAAGUAUCCUUUGAAGGUAGAUGCUGAUGGGAAGGUAGGUCCCCUUCCUGGAUCAGAGAAUUUCCCAGAUGUUGGUGGCAAGGUACUUGGAGCUCAUUCUACCACAAUUCCUGAUGCGCUAACGACAUAAUCCCCAUCCCUUCUCAUGUUCUUACGAAGAAAAUGUGCAGCAUGUUUCUGGGUUUCUCAAUUUGGUGAAUUGGAGAUGUGUUGCUAGGUGUUUUGUAUUUUUAAUUCAAAUUCAUGCCUUGGGGAAGCUCUAAGUUUGUGAUGUCAUGUCAUUGUGCAAAGUGUGACCAGGUGAGAUGUGGUUAGCAUGCCCGGUUUAUAAAUUGCACUCAGAUUGGAGAAAGUUAACAAAACUGCAGAUAGCAAGUUCUACA